UAAUAAAUGUAGAAUCCAAAACCGAGCAGGCUAUGUGAAUCGCGCCAGAACAAAAUUGAUCUUAUUUAGGUCCGCUCGCCAAUCGGAAUCUGGAUCCAGGAUGUUGCACAGCAGCUACAAUCGGGCGCCACGCCGCAAGCUCAUCCCGAAUCUGUUCAGCAUCAUCCUGCAGGUGGUGGCCGAUGCGGCGCGUCCAUUGACCGAGCACGAGAUCGUCGAGGCUGUCUCCAAGAAGAUGGAACGCUCCGACGAGGAGCUGAAGCGCCAGAUAACGGUCAGCCUGCACGACGCCCUUAUUUAUGGCUAUCUCCGCGUGAAGAACUUUCGUUAUUCCAUCGUCUCCAGCCGUCUGGAUCCAAGCUCUCAUCGAAGCUCCAGGAAUAGAUCCGAGGCCCACGGGCCGAGCUCCUCAAUGGCCGCCGGCACGUCGGAUCAUCACCGAUCGGACGACAGGCUGUCGAGUGCCAACGACGACGAGGACAUAAAUGACGAAGACCGUAUCGACGAUGAGGACUACGAGGACGAGGAUGAUGACGAGGGCCAAGUUCACGAGCAGGAUCAUACCAGGGCAGAGCCAGAGAAGCAAACAAAUUGAAUUUCGCUGAGCAAAAUUAUUUAUGGCUCAACAGUCAAGUGAUUAACUCUCGAGUUCUUAGAAUUUGACAGAGCUUAUGCGUACUGCAAACUACAUAUAUAAAAUAAAAUACUGGCAAUUAAGAACCAAAAUAUA
Molecule: messenger RNA, 730 nt
Organism: Drosophila ananassae
Lineage: Eukaryota; Metazoa; Arthropoda; Insecta; Diptera; Drosophilidae
Product: probable DNA-directed RNA polymerase subunit delta
Exons: 1
Coding region: 101-595 (164 amino acids)
Source: RefSeq, a predicted model, not a curated record